AUGGAAGUUAACCUGAUACUGUCGAUUAGUGUCUACGUCGUCUUGAGUCGGGCCAUGUUAGCGGAGGGGCGCAGCUUCAACGUUUCCGUGCCCGAAAAUGCUACAGUCGGGACAGAGGUUGUCGGCAUGCGACAAUGGCUGGGAAAUCAAAAAGCGGAACUUCCGUGUGUGAAGACGGAGGGAGAUCCGUACGGCAGGUUCCUUCUGACUAAGGCGUGCACCCUUGUGGUGGCCAAUCCCCUGGACUGGUCAGUACAGUCGGAAUACACCAUCAAGAUUCGCGUCGGGGGUGGUCGAGAAGUCAGGAGUGUGUCGAUACAGGUUACCGACGUCCCGGGCUAUCCUCCCGUGUAUAACGAGACGUGUGAAACUCCAGUCAACCCCAGAGGGAAGGACACCGGAGAAUUUUUGUUCCGAGCUGACUUCAGCAUGGAAGCCGAAACAGAUACUGGAGACGUGUUUGCCGUCAGAACGACAUUCAGCAAGCCUCUUGAAAAGUGGGAUUCUCUGACGCCAUUUUUUGAAGCAGAAACCAGCAAUUGCCAGUUUUACCAGAUACGGUUCGUUCGUAACCUGAAUGAUUUAGUAGCUGCAGAGCAGCUGUGGUUUGGCAAUGCGCGUAACCUAUCUUGUCUUGCAGACGACAAUGCCAAACUUUUCAUUAAUCUGUUCGAUGAAGAAUCUGUGGAUGAGAAUCUCAACUUUAUGUACAUGACAACUUUGAUAUUUCCUACAAAGAGCACAGUACGGUUUGUUUGCCAAGUUCCGCCAUUUGGUGAACCAUUCAGAAUAGGCACACCCCCAAACCCAACAAAACUUGUACAUGUACAGUCGUUAAACAUAGCAGUCCAUCCGCAAGGCUGUCCUGUGGCUAAGUAUGGGGUACUCUGCUUGAAAAACUGUACCUGUAAGAACGGCGCAAGCUGCCACGGGUUCAAUGGGGCGUGUAAAUGUCAACACGGCUGGCAAGGUGUAGCCUGUGACAUUCCGAAACCUGGCAUUGCUGCAACAGCGACACCUAGCGAUUCAGCGGCCAUUUACAUUUCCAUUAACGUGACGAUUCAUUGUCAUGUGUACCACAUUGAUGUCGAAACCUUAUCGCUACGGUUUCCAAAUGCAUCUGAGAUCAUUACUAAAGGUGUAAAUCAAUUAGACAUAAAUGUUAUCAACGCACAGUUACAGGACGAAGGUCUCUAUACGUGUCAGGCUCGAGACAAGGACGGAAAGGUCUUCAAUACAACAAUUGUGUUAAACAUCAACUGUCUACUAAAUAGAAAAGGCGAACUCUGUGAUGAAGUGUGUGAUUGCCUACAAGGUGCCAGCUGUGACCGGUGGGCUGGUUGUGUCUGUCCGCCGGGAUGGAACGGAACCAGGUGUCAGACACAAUGUCCGGAGGGCACGUACGGUAAAGACUGUAACAAGACCUGUGACUGCCAAAAUGGGGCGAGCUGUAGCCCUGACGACGGCAGGUGUAACUGCACGGCCGGCUGGUACGGAUCAAACUGCGACGGAGCCUGUCCCAAAAGCAGGUACGGUUGGCGGUGCCGGCAGGUCUGCAGCUGUAAGAACAACGCCACCUGUCACCACGUGGACGGCAGCUGUGCGUGUGUGCCACCGUGGGGAGGGAGGAACUGUGACAAACUUCACGUCACUCAUACUCCAUCGCUGGUUGAAAUCCUUGUCCCUCUAGGCUUCGUACUCCUAGUUGUUACCGUGGUACUAAUCGUGCUGUAUAAGACAGGUCGCAUUAUGAAACACGACGAGCACGAAGUCGAAGUUCUUCGUGAGCUCAGGCGUGUGGAGGAGGAUCUAGCACAGAGGCUACAGCCGGGCUGGCUCAGACGUUGGGAGAAGAAGAUCAGCCAUCUUACUCCAGGUGACCUAAUAGGGGAAGGAAUGUUUGGGCGGGUGAUACAAGCGCAGCUUCGCACACCUGAAGAGGAUAUCACCGUGGCCGCCAAGACUGUCCGUUCGGAAGAUCCACAGACCUACCGAGACUUUUACCGAGAAGCCGCCAUUCUAGUUGUUGUUCAUGAAGAGAAAGACCACGAUGUUCGAAAUUCAAACAUUGUCCAGCUCUUAGGCAUGAUCACCACGUCUAAAGAAAAGUAUAUUCUUCUGGAGUAUUCACCAACAGGAGACCUUUUGUGGGUCCUUCGGCAGUUUAGAGAGGACGAUGAGGACGACCAGGCUGACCUUCUUGAUCGUUUUCUACGAUACGCAGUGCACGUGGCACGAGCGCUAGGAGAACUGGAACGUCUGCGCAUCGUACAUCGUGACGUGGCCACUCGGAACGUCCUGAUCACGGUGGACGAUGUGGCUAAGCUAGCCGACUUCGGCCUGGCACGAGACGUACACGUGUACACCACUGCUGAUGACGCCUCGACGAGUGAUGACGAAUGUCACAGACUCAUUCCGCUGAAGUGGAUGGCGCUGGAGUCCAUCGAGACCGGCAAGUACACCUGUCAGAGUGACGUCUGGUCCUUCGGCGUGCUGCUGUGGGAGAUCGCCACGCUGGGGAAAGAUCCGUGCUAUAAUGGCAGGUUUCAGCUGAGCUUCCUACAGAUGUUAGGGAUUUUGAGGCAAGGCAUACGGAUGGAGAGGCCGCCGGGAUGUCCAGAGGAUUUGUACCGACUGAUGAGGUUGUGCUGGCGCGAGGUUCCAGCUACAAGACCCACUCCAGAUGGGAUAGAAAAGAGGCUGCUGCAACUGCUCCCAUAUGACGCCAUUGAAAUGGAGACUGCGCUAUAG
Branchiostoma floridae (Florida lancelet) is the source of this 2751-nucleotide messenger RNA. Its product is annotated as melanoma receptor tyrosine-protein kinase-like. Gene Ontology annotation, molecular function: transmembrane receptor protein tyrosine kinase activity; ATP binding. The coding region runs from base 1 to 2751 and encodes 916 amino acids. The transcript has a single exon. Lineage: Eukaryota; Metazoa; Chordata; Leptocardii; Amphioxiformes; Branchiostomatidae. Gene Ontology annotation, cellular component: signaling receptor complex. The record is from RefSeq and is a predicted model, not a curated record. Gene Ontology annotation, biological process: multicellular organism development; positive regulation of kinase activity; cell surface receptor protein tyrosine kinase signaling pathway.